GCCCACAAGCUCACAGACUUAUACAGACAGUCGCUCCGUGAGUUCCUGAGCAACGAAUCGACCCAUUCCGAGCUGGUUCCGUAUCAGAGGGAACCCAAACCCGGAUUUGCAUCCUCCACUCCUCCCGGGGGAACUUCCUGUGUGGCUCCUGUAUAACCUCCAUCCCUCCCAUAGAGGGUUCUGUCAGCAGGGGGAUCAGAUCACAUGACUGGGGGGCCCCUAUAGAGAGCCCAACCCCAGAUUAACUGCCAUCAGGAAGGGCUCCUAUUGCCCCAGAGCUGCAGUGAGCCAGAAGGGCAGAAUGGAAGCCGGGGAGCCCCAGGACUGUACCUCCUGGUUACCUGAUGAGUUGGCAUUGCGCAUCCUCUCGUACCUUGAUGCCAAGGAUAUCCUGCAGGUGGCGCAGACUUGCCAGCGCUGGAGAGAGUUGGCUGAGGAUGAAGGCCUGUGGCAGGGAAAGUGCAAGGCUGAUGGGAUUGAGGAGCCGCCGCAGGUAACAAGGAGCAGGGCUAAAGGCUCUGGGUCCGGUCCCUGGAGAAGCGCUUACACCAAUCAGCUCAGGGUCGAUACCAACUGGCGCCGAGGGAGAUUUAGGACAAUCGCACUGGAAACAAGUGAGUCGGGGACAGAUUUCAUAACCUGGACCUCUGAUGGGAAGGAAAUGGUUUGUAUCGUAUGUAAUAGAACAAUACAGAUCUGGUCGGCAGUUACUGGAAAACUCAUAAGGACCCUUGUGGGACACACAGAUGAAAUUUUUCCAAUAAAAAUGAGAGAUCACAUGAUUGUUAGUGGAUCUAAGGAUCGGACAGUAAAAGUAUGGAAUGCAGAGAGCGGGGAAUGUAUCCACACGCUGGGCGGCCAUACUGGCGCUGUGUCACACUUGUAUCUCCAUGGGAACAUGGUAGCGAGUGGGUCACUUGACGGCUCCAUCAGAAUCUGGGAUAUUGAGACGGGGCGGUGCCUACACGUUCUCAUGGUGGAUAUACAGUAUAUUUCAUAUAUUCAGUAUGACGGCAAAAGGGUGGCGAGCGUUGAUGGCAAAUACACCCUGAAAUUCUGGGAUCCCGAGACACAGAGCGGUUUGUUUACUUUCCAACUUCCCAAUGAGAGGAUCCGCCACUUAGAGCUGAAAGGCUCGCGGCUCUUACUGGUCACUGACGACGGCACAAUAACCGUGUGGGACACUGACACAGGGCGGCGCAUCCAAACAAUAACAGACCUUCGGACCUACAUAUCCGCAGUGUCACUGAGGGCCAAUAUAUUUGUGUCGGGGGACGGCCUUCCUACGGGUUUCAAUCGGGAGAAAUUUAAUCGCUAUGUGGAAAGUGUGCGACUCCGCAGGAAUUUUGUGAUAAGGAACUCGGAGUUUGGGCCGGUGCCGCUCUGGGAUCUGGAGUCCACCACACACUGGGAUGGGAAAGAAGAUCGGUUUCUGUACGGCUUGUGGAGAAGAAAUGAAAGUGUUUGUUAUUUCAUGGUCUCUCAAACCAAACUUUUCUGUGCGAUUGGGGGGAGGGAGGAGCUAGAGGAGAUGAUCGUGUUCGACUUUGAUGAUCAGGAGACGAAGAGGAGGAAGAGAAAAAGGUUAAAGUUAUAGUUACACAUUCAUGUAAACCCCGGGGCAUGUCGGCAUCUCAUUAAAGGACAAGCAAAGGCAAUUUCUUCGUUACACCUAAAUGUAAUGUUACAGCUGGGGUAACUAACAUUCUGCCCCACCAUAAAAUUGCAACCCCCAGUGAAAUUGCCUUUUCUCUAUUUUUCCUUUAAAGGAGAAGGAAAAGCUAAGUCACUUGGGGGUGCCUAACAUUUUAGCACCCCAAGUAACUUAGCCUUUCCUUCCCCUUUAAGGAGUCGGGAGACUGAUUUAGUUGGAAAGAGGCUGUGGGGGGCCCCAGAAUUUUUUUUUAAAUUUCUAUGCAGGGGUGCCAGGGCAAUAUAGUUAAGCCACUGACUAUGCACUUACUAAAAACAUAGUGUUGCUGGUUAUUGCCCAUAGUAUUUGCCGGCCCAUAUGUACACAAUAAAAAGCGGCGGGACACAAAGCCCAUAUGGCUGAAUAUGUUCCUUUAUCUGAUUGGCAUUCUGUAGCCCCGCCCUGUUUCUGAUGCCAUUGGCUGUGGUUCCGCCGCACAUCAUUCCCCGCUGCGCUUCCCGUUCCAGUUCAGCUACACGGCCUGACGGUCUCUUAUGUGGGGAGGGUGAGAUGGGAAAUGUGGAUCAAUAAGAGAGAAGGUGAUUGGAUAUUUCGGGUCAGACCCAAAGCGCCGGGGAACAGAGGAUUCACGCUGCUCGUACAUCAGUUCCAGUUAAACCUAUUGGCACCUUUGCACUUGUUCCAAAUAAAGCACCGGUUGUGCCAGAAACGUCUCGCUCUUUAUAUCUGGAUUCCCUUUGUUUGCAGCCGAACAACAACCUCUAAAUCUUCUCUUAUUCCUCACAGGAACCCUAAACUGGACUGGGCACAAUCAGUGGCACCUUCUAGAACAUUCUGUGGUUGGGCAGCGCCUCUUCCCCUGGAGAUACCAGCUGCACUGUGAUUGGCUAAGGCAGGAGGAUCAGAGGGUCUCCCACCUUUCCCCAAUCACAGUGCGGCGGGUACCCCCAUGGGAAGGGGCUCUCUCACUCACUGCCAGUAACAGCGGGUUAGAUGGGAGAAGGGUGGCAUUGGGUUCUGGGCCUGGGCAGGGUCAUAUUGGGCCAACAGGGCACUGGGAGGAAAUCAGAAGGGCCGGACAGGUAUAGGGGGAGAGAUGAUCGUAUUGGUGU
Messenger RNA from Xenopus tropicalis (tropical clawed frog), 2766 nucleotides. Its product is annotated as F-box/WD repeat-containing protein 7-like. The record is from RefSeq and is a predicted model, not a curated record. Bases 302 to 1597 code for a protein of 431 amino acids. The transcript is spliced from 2 exons. Lineage: Eukaryota; Metazoa; Chordata; Amphibia; Anura; Pipidae.